Molecule: messenger RNA, 987 nt
Organism: Fundulus heteroclitus (mummichog)
Lineage: Eukaryota; Metazoa; Chordata; Actinopteri; Cyprinodontiformes; Fundulidae
Gene: tcf21
Product: transcription factor 21
Exons: 2
Coding region: 413-940 (175 amino acids)
Biological process (GO): developmental process; regulation of transcription by RNA polymerase II
Molecular function (GO): DNA-binding transcription factor activity, RNA polymerase II-specific; protein dimerization activity; RNA polymerase II transcription regulatory region sequence-specific DNA binding
Source: RefSeq, a predicted model, not a curated record
UGUAUGGAAUGCUGGUUUCUCCAAAUAGGACUGCACUGAGAUAGGCAUUUUUGAUUCCUGAAUACAUUUCUGAACUUCAAACCAGACUUCUCCUGUUCAUUUUGUUGAGUCAAUUGAACAUUUGGCGCCUUGCAUUGUUUCCAGUUUAUCGCUGGUGACUCAUCCGGGGUCCAUCAGGGUCCUGGAAACUUAAGGGAACCAAGUCAGUUCGGCCCUGUCUCCUCCCAGCAUGAGGUAACGCCCUCUCCGCUCAUAGAGAUAAAAAGUGUUCAUUUUCUGCCUCUUUCACGCUCGCUUAGUUCGUAUAUGAACACCCAGGAGUGUGAUUGCGCAUCUUCCCGUUCAGUUUUGUCCAGAACCAGCCCUCUCGCUCCCAUGUUUUGAGCCCGCUCCUGUCCAGUCCCGCAUCACCAUGUCCACCGGAUCUCUAAGCGACGUCGACGACGAGCUCUUGGACGGGAUUCUCAAGUUCGGCUCCUGCGGCAAGGACUCCAACGAGAGCACGGAGGAGAGCUCCAACUGCGAGGGCAGCUUCGCCAACGAGGGCAGGAGGAGAGAGGCGUCCGGCAAGAAGCGCAAGACCGCGUCGCGCAAAAGUGCGCCCAAGGGUGUGGCGCAACAGGAGGGCAAACAGGUGCAGAGGAACGCGGCCAACGCGCGGGAGAGAGCCAGGAUGCGCGUCUUGUCCAAGGCCUUUUCGAGGCUCAAGACCUCCUUACCGUGGGUGCCGCCGGACACCAAGCUCUCCAAACUGGACACGCUGCGCCUGGCGUCCAGCUACAUCGCGCAUCUCCGGCAGAUCCUGGCCAACGACAAGUACGAAAACGGAUAUACGCAUCCCGUUAACCUGACGUGGCCCUUCAUGGUCGCAGGGAAACCGGAAACCGAUCUGAAGGAGAUGCUCAACGCGACGCGGCUGUGCGGAACAACUGCGUCCUGAUGCGAGGAAAGUGGGAGAAGUUUUUCUUUCCCUUAAAAGACAGAAAA